AACCACAACUGCUCCGCUUCCUGUGGACGAUAGAAUGCUGAACUACACUUCCCAGAUUGCAACUGUCCGGGAAGUGACGUACGAUACUGGAAGCCGUCACGUGAUCACUAGUUCUCGCACCCUUUUGCUGCCGGAAUGUUUGAUUCCGAGUGGUUACAGGUUGGAGAUAAUUCUGCACCGUGUUAAUAUCGCGACAUCACUGGAUGUCACAGGAUGAUAGUGUCCUGUGAAAACAGAUGGCCAGACUGAGGAGACAGAUUUGUCGCGUUGUGCUGGACUAUUUUGAUAAAACGUACACAAAUGAAUUGGGCGAUCAGUGGCAAACAGUCAAGGAAGUGCUGACGGCGCCCGGCCUCUGGCAGUAUGCCGUGUUACUGAAUCAUUUCCAGUGCAGUUUGGAGACCAGGAAACAGCUAUUGAUGCAGGGUUACCACCGGCUCACACAUCAAACCUUUCCAGAAAAAUUGGAGUGCUAUAUCAAUAGGAAUCCUGGAAAAUUUCCUUCACAGCGCCAUCAAACUGGGAAGAUCAAAGAGUAUUACGUACUGAACGCCUCUUCUCUUCUCCCAGUAUUAGCGUUAGAUGUCAAGGAUGGAGAGACAGUCCUGGAUAUGUGCGCUGCCCCCGGUGGCAAGUCUGUAGCACUGCUGCAGUGUUCAUCGCCAGGGCAUCUUCAUUGCAAUGAACCGGAUAUCCGCAGAUCGCAAUGGCUGAAGGAGACACUGGAGUCCUUUGUUCCAUCGCCCCAUCUGAAUGCCAUCUCCACUUCCGAACUGGACGGGAGGCUUAUAGGGAAGUUGCAUGCCAAGUCAUAUGACAAGGUCUUAGUAGAUGCCCCCUGCUCUAAUGACAGAAGUUGGUUGUUCUCAUCUGAUGCUCUUCAGGCAGCGGAAAGAAUAUCACAAAGGAAAGUCCUCCCUGCAGUCCAAGCAGAGCUACUCAGGUCUGCCAUCCAUGCCCUUCGUCCCGGAGGAUCAGUGGUGUAUUCUACAUGCACAUUAUCGGAGUCUGAAAACAGCGCCGUGGUUUCCAGCGUCUUGAACUCUUGCAGAGACGUCCUCUCCGUGGACCUGAGUGACUUGGCCAAUACAUUAUCCCAUGAGUUCACAUUUUCAGCACAAGUAACUCAUGGACUGUUAGUUCUCCCACGUAAAGGAAAAGCCUGGGGACCGAUGUUUGUAUCUAAGUUAAUAAAACUGUAGUUCAA
Bufo gargarizans (Asiatic toad) is the source of this 1207-nucleotide messenger RNA. RefSeq names its product tRNA (cytosine(34)-C(5))-methyltransferase, mitochondrial-like. NCBI's taxonomy places the organism in Eukaryota, Metazoa, Chordata, Amphibia, Anura, Bufonidae. Gene Ontology annotation, biological process: rRNA methylation. Gene Ontology annotation, cellular component: mitochondrial large ribosomal subunit. The record is from RefSeq and is a predicted model, not a curated record. Gene Ontology annotation, molecular function: methyltransferase activity. Bases 237 to 1202 code for a protein of 321 amino acids. The transcript is spliced from 6 exons.